CAAAAAUCUAGUGUGCGGCUUUCACUGACUGUGACACAGGAACGUCCUUCCCUACUGCCGCCUUGGAUGCCCACGGGCAAUAAAACUGCAUCCAUCCACUGGACUAGUGUGGAGCACAAGGUCAGGAGUGAAUGAGGACAGACACGGUUCAUCAGCAAGCCCUGAGCUGGCUGAUCUCAGAGCAGAGAGGAAACUUCAUUUAGGGUGAAUGUGAGGGAGCUCUGGGGAACUGCGGCCUGAAGGCAUUUCGAUUUCUGAGAUGUCAGUCAAACGAGCAGAAGGGAUGUCCAUCGCCCAGGCUUUGGCCAUGACUGUAGCGGAGAUACCAGUCUUUCUCUAUUCCACAUUUGGGCAGUCCAUAUUUUCUCAGCUAAAACUCACCCCAAACUUGAAGAAGGUGCUCUUUGCCACAGCACUGGGCAGUGUAGCUCUGGCUCUCACCGCUCAUCAGCUCAAAAGGCGGGGGAGAAAAAGGAAGCAGGCAACACAAGGGAAGGAGGGCCAGAAGACAGUGGGAAUACCUGAGGCGCUGAUGAAGACAGGAAGACCCUCUUCGUUGAAAAGAGGGCCAUUUACUGGACGACAGAUGAUGAGUCCGAGCACCAGGAGCAAUGACACCAUGAGUGGAAUUUCUUCACUGGCUCCCAGUAAACACUCAAGUUCCUCACACAGCCUGGCAUCAAUGCGGGUACCAAACUCCCCAAAUCAGUCUGCCAAUCCAUCCACCCCCUGGGAAGCAGAGCCUGUGGUGGAGGAGUCAGGGGCAGUAGAGGAUGCUAAUGCAGAGAAUCUGUAUUUAAUGGGGAUGGAACUGUUUGAGGAAGCUCUGCGAAAGUGGGAACAGGCCUUGAAUAUUCGCCAUCACUCCCGCUCGACCUCCAGCAACAACAGCCUCGCUCUGCAGGGGGCAACGUGUGGAGACUUUCCCAUGGUUGAAACUCGUAAUAAAGUGUUUGCUGAGAAGUUAGAGACACUGCUGCACAGGGCAUACCACCUACAAGAGGAUUUUGGCAGCAGUAUCCCAACAGACAGCGUGCUGGCAGACUUUGAGAGUGAAGGAACUCUUAUCUUGCCUCAAGUUGAGAGUUUCCACAGACUGCAAGACGAUGAUGUGACUACUGUUACCUCUGACGACUCCUUCUUCUCGGCUGCAGAGCUGUUUGAUGCCAUGGCUCUAGAAGAAGUCUACCAGCCACUUAGGCCAGCAGCUCUUUAUGAAGAAGCCUUGUCUCAGGUCCGGGAAGCCAAAGUGGCCUAUAGGUCCCUGAGGACUGAAUUACUUGAAUGUUAUGGUGAUCAAGACUUCCUUGCCAAACUUCACUGUGUGAGACAAGCAUUCCAGGUCCUGUUGCUAGAUGAAACUCAUCGCACAUUUUUCAUGGAGACCGGGAAGCAAAUGAUUACAGGGUUAAUGGUAAAGGCAAACAAGAGUCCCAAAGCCUUCCUAGAGAGCUACGAGGACAUGCUGCUUUACACUCAGAGAGAGGAAACGUGGCCCAUCACUAAGAUGGAGCUGGAGGGCCGAGGGGUGGUGUGUAUGAACUUUUUCGACGUAGUGUUGGACUUCAUCCUGAUGGAUGCAUUUGAGGACCUGGAGAGCCCUCCCUCCUCUGUGGUGGCUGUGUUGAGGAAUCGCUGGCUCUCUGACAGCUUCAAAGAGACGGCUCUGGCGACUGCUUGCUGGUCUGUCCUAAAAGCAAAGAGGCGUCUGCUCAUGGUUCCUGAUGGUUUUAUCUCCCACUUCUACGCCAUAUCAGAACAUGUGAGCCCAGUUUUAGCGUUUGGGUUUUUGGGACCCAGGCAGCACCUAAGUGAAGUUUGCACCAUCUUCAAGCAACAAAUUGUGCAGUACCUUAAGGAUAUGUUUGAUCACGACAAGGUCCGCUUCACCUCUGCUCAGUGCUUGGCUGAGGACAUCCUGAACCUAUCCCACCGCCGGAGCGAGAUUUUACUGGGGUAUCUGGGAAUUGAUAGCCUUCUGGAGCUCAACGGUGCCCUGCCCAGAGACACGGAGGGCUCCUCAGGGCCCAACUAAGAUGACUAGCAUCACUAAAGACUUCAUGGGGGCUUGUGCAGGCCAAAUGCAAUGGGCUAACCAGUAAGGAACGGCAAGGAGUCACAGCUCGACACUAACUCUGUACCUGCAUUAAGACUGCAUUGCAUCGUGCUCCCGUGAUAUACUGUGAACCAGAAUUAAUCAUUCAUUCAUCUGUGUUCAUCAAACACAACUACUGUAAGAGGAUAUAUUUUCACUAGAUCUAAAGUAUCACUGGUACUAAUGGGGGAGACUGGCUGGAUCAUGUGAUUCUACCUCUCCCUUGUUAUCCGCUGCUGUGUUGUGUAUCGACGAUGCCUACUGUAGUCGUGUAAUCUCAGACGUGUGAGGACCCGUCUCUGCCUUGUUGGGUGAUAAGGAUACUUCUUAAAAACACACCUGACAGAAGCGCUCCGAACACACGAAGACUGGGCCUUCUACACUACUACUCCACAUGGAGCGAGUGUCUUCAGAGGACAAGUGGUUGUAUUGUAACCUUCCAUUCAUCUGAGUGGUGAAGUCAGAUGGGGAUAUCAUAGUCUUCAUUAUUAUGUGAAAAGAAAUGGCGUGAGUCUGUUGAUAUUUUUUGUUUUAUAUUAAAGGGGCAAGGAUAUUUGUUAAAUCCAUGAUAAUUCCUGACAACCUUGGCCAGCUGAAGAUUUAUGCUGCGUGACAAAAGACGUAAUGAAUUUGUCUCCUCACUGAUGAAAUGUAAAUCCUCUUUAAUUUGAAGAAGUAUUUAUUCCAGUUUGGUCUAAUCAAGCAGGCUAACGUGACAUAUCAAAGAGACUGUAUUAAAUGCAAAAAGACAUCAUGUAAAAUUAGUGUAGGGUGCUAACAUGUUAAUUAUAUAGAAAUAAGAUUAUGCCUGAGCUAUAUCCCGACCCCAAACCGUCCGUCUCAUACAGUCUUCUCAGCCAGAGUGGACAUAGCAGUGAUCCAGCUAAGGUGCAUAUGGUCGAGUUUUACUUUCUCUGGGCCACAGUGAUCACUCAGAUUUUACCUCGCGAUAAAUAACAUGAAUAUAGUCCAUUUUUAAAUGGCACCGAGGUGCAAAGAACUGCAAAUAACACAAAGUAUGAAAAUGUCUGUUUUCAUAGGAUUAUUGCCAGUUUAGAGGGUGUAACAGAAAUCAGAUAUCUUGAACAAUGUCUGCUCUCAGGGAGUAACGUGAAAUCAAUAUUAGGUGAUGCAUUAUGUUUUUCAAAUUCUUACUGUUAAUCAGUUUAUUAAUUGGUUGAGCCACUUGAAUUGCCUCCAGAUAUUUGGGCCAAAUUUGUACAAUUAUUUUAGUUUGAUUCAAACGAAUACAAAAUAAUUAAGAUAGUGAAAUUGUUUAAGGCAAAAGUAUCUAAACGUAAGUUACAUGGACAUGAAAUCUGUGUUGUCAAUGUUGUUUGGAACAGAAGUACUCAGUGAGUGUGAUUGUUAUUCAACUCUUGGGGGUUACUUGCUGUAAAUGAGUAUAAAAUAAGUGGAUUAGAAAGAAAAUCUGCUCGUUUCUCAAUAGGUCUUAUUUUUCACAACAGACAUUUGUCAUAGAAGGAAAAGCACAAGUGUUAACUAAUAACAUUAUCGAAGGUUACUUAAUAUAUUUCCUCAAGUAUUGUACUUCAAUACAACUUUGAGGUAAUUGUAUUGUAUUUGAGUUUUUUCCCUUUCAUUCUACUUCAUACUUCUACUUUUUUACUCCACUACAUUUGUUUGGCAGCUAUAGUUAUUAAAUAGUGACUUCGCAGUAUGAAAAUUUUAAUCCGAAACUUGUGAUCUGCCUCUGAAAUAUAAUUCACUGUUCAGUGCACAAAAUGUCCUUCUAAUGAAAUCAUUUUAGUCCUUUAAGUCUUAUUUCCUUGAAAGAAAUCGAACAGUGCUCUAAGAAUAUUCCAACAUAUUUUCAAUGUAGUUUCAAGGAUUUUUUUUAAAACAGGUUCAUUUUUAAUGUUUUGUGCAGCAACCUGCCUCACUCUGCCUGGUUACAGACUCCCUUUUUACUUGUUUUAAGAAAAUAUCAGUACUGCUGAUCAGUAAUAAUAAUAUAAUAUAAUAAAGGGUAUGUGUAAUACAAAACCAUUAAAGGAGCCCUUUUCCUGCAUAAUCACUACUUUUACUUACAUUUUACUUUAGUUUUUGUAUGUUGCAUUUAAAUUGUGGUAUUGCUACUUUUAUUUCAGUAAAGGAGUAAUUCUUCCACAGUUGCAUGACAGUGUGACAGCGAGUCCGCACGCACAACGCCAGGACCCUGAAACUGAAGCAGCUAAAUUGAACUCGGCUAUCAUUGAUUUUAUUAUUUACACCUGUGCUUUUCCUCCUGUGUCAAAAGGCCAAUGCUCACGGCUGUAACAAAGUGCAGACAGUGAAUACAAUCUAACACCCUCAGAGACUUUGUAAAAAAAAAAAAAAAAAAAAGUUAAAAAAAAAGUCAGCCUCAGUGUGAUAAUUGAUCAGAAACACAUUUCAUCACUUUCAUCACUUUACACUGCGAUGUGUCACUUGCUUUCCUCCCUGCCCAUUUUAAAAUUGACACAACUGAGUAAAACAGUGCCAUCUACAGUAUUAAUCAUAGCAAAGAUGUUGUUUUUGUUUCUGAUUCCAUGACUACCGGUAAUGAAGAAGCGGCAUUGUACAGUCAGACUGAAACUUACACAAGUGCACUGAAGAUAACCCCUGAGUUCUCUUUGUUUUCCCAAUACUGUGAGCUUGUUGGAGCAGAGAGACACUGAAGGGGCACUAAGAUGCCAAGUUAAUAAGAGUUUUACUCUGCGAUCCUAACAUGGAUAACUCCACUACUGUAAAGGUAGAUUUGUGUUAUGCAAACUGUAGCUUAUUUUUGUUUAGGAAACUGUCAAAAACUAAAUUAUCAUAAUGAAAUAUGAUAAAAAAAGAUUAAUUAUAAAUGGCAGUAGAAGCACAGUGUGUAUGUUUGUGGUUGCCUACAAAAUUUCUUGUCUGAUCAUUCUGUGUUUCAUAGUUCUUAGGGAAUAGUUUAUCAUACAAAUUAAGAGAAUUCAGCUCUUUUGUCAUUCAUAAUCAUUUAAAUGUAAAAUGGUCUUGAUGUGAAUCCUGCUCUUGUUGCAACACGCCUCUGACAGUCAGAGCUCUUACAUGCUGCAAUGCAGUACCUGUGUCAAGAGUCUGCAUUGUUGGGUUAUUUCUGUUUCUGUCAAACAUGGACCAGAACAUCCAACUGUAAAUAGUCUUUACAGAAAAUAAUUUAGUUCCUUGUUCUGGCAGAUGUGCAGCUUUGUGUUUUUAAGCAUUUUGCACUUUAUUAGAAAAACAGAAAGAUACAGGAAUGUCCCACAACUCUUAUAUAAACUAUUGAAUUAUUACAUCAUAGAACAGACAUACUAUUGAUAACAUAGAACAUACAUGCUGUAUAGUAAAGAAACUAUAUUUCCCAGAAAACUAUAUUAUAGAAAGUGUUUAUUCAGGUUAUUGUCAUGUUUUUGUUUUAGUCUCCAUGCUGAAUGUUCUCCAAUUUUAACUUUUGACUGCGUGUGGUCCAAUCCCUGAUGAACUGCUUUAAAAACCAUUUCCUCACUUGUUUUAGUCCUGUUAUUGUAGAGUAUCAGCAGUAUGUAUCAUGCAGGUAAAAAUGCAAUUAUGGAAAAAUGCUCAUGUUAUUAAGAUAUGUAGUCUUGUGAUCUUUAAAAGAUUGGUCUGCUUUUUUCCGUGCAACGAGAGUAGAUGAUCAGAGAUUUAUUCCUCCAGCAGCCUUUGCAUGUUAACAGUGUAAAUGCAUCGAUCAAUGUAUUCCUGCAACAUUUAGAACCAGGCUCAGCCCUAGUUAUUGUUAUUGUUAGGUUUAAAAAUCCCAUUUAGAAAUAAGCUGAAGAAAGUGUUUAGGAACUUAUAAUCAUUUGAAAGUCAAAAUGCAGGCAUGGACUCUCCUUCUUAGCAUACAUUCAAUGGAUUAUAGAGUUUUUCAAGGAUUUCAGAUGGCCAAAAUAUGGAAUGUCAUUUUUUUUUGUUUGUUUGUUUGAAAGUCACUGCUGUACAUUACAAGUGUCCUAUUCAUGCCUUUUGUCUUUUCUAUUGUUAAAUUACAAUGCCAGCACAAACUGUAAAUCAAUUUUGAUUCUCCAUAU
Seriola dumerili (greater amberjack) is the source of this 6123-nucleotide messenger RNA. RefSeq names its product mitoguardin 2 (gene miga2). NCBI's taxonomy places the organism in Eukaryota, Metazoa, Chordata, Actinopteri, Carangiformes, Carangidae. The coding region runs from base 260 to 2035 and encodes 591 amino acids. The transcript is spliced from 16 exons. Gene Ontology annotation, biological process: mitochondrial fusion. The record is from RefSeq and is a predicted model, not a curated record.